GUACUUGUGAAAGUAAUCAUUCCCAAACCUGAAUUUUACUGUAUAAUUUCAAAUAGUCAGUUAAUUUCUAAAAUUGUUGGGUCGUUUCAGUGCGCAAACGGUUGGAAAGUUUAGCACUUACAAAACAGUUAACGCCACUGAUUGUUUAUCCGCAAUUAGUCCCAAAUUGAACUACAUUUAGACUUAAUAUGGACAUCGAAAAAUCUAGCAGCAGCUCUUUUGAAGAUCUAACCAAUGCCGAUGACACCAACGAUAUUCGGUCAACCCAUUCCAAUGUGGAUGAAUCCGAAACAUCCGAAGCCGAAUCGGCUCCAAUGCAAAGUAGUAGCAAUAGCGAAGUUAAUACAAAGCAGCAAGAUGAAGAUAUGGAUGAUGAAAUCGAAUGCGAUAUUUUGGGAAAUAAACAGCUAAUUAAGCGUAUUAUUAAAAAGGCACCAGCCAAUGCCAAAAGACCCAAUCGCGGUGAUCUGGUAACGAUCACAUAUACGGGUAAGUUGGAAGAUGGCACCGUUGUAGAAAAGGAAGAGCGCUUCCAAUGUCAUGUGGGCGAUUUCGAGGUGGUCCAAGGCUUAGAUAUGGUGCUGCCAAUGAUGCAUGUUGGCGAAGUAGCACAAGUUAGCAUCGAUCAACGCUUCGGCUACGGCACCAUAGGUCUUAAAACUGAAAAUCCACCAGAAACUGUUAUACCACCCAACACUAAUCUGAUUUAUGAAUUAGAACUGGUUGACGUUAAGUUUGAGGACUUCGUUGAUUUGAAAUCUUUCGAUGUUUUGCGUAAAUAUGGUGCGAGGAAAAAAGAACGUGCUAAUUUCUUUUACAAACGUGUAGAAUACAACAAUGCAAUUCAUCUGUAUAGACGUGCGCUGGACUAUUUGGAUAAUCGUGAUGGUGAUCCCGAUGCUGAGUUUGGCAAAGAAGAUCUAGAGCUAUCCAACAGUGAUUUGCAAAGUCUAUUAGAAGAUCGUCUUAUUGUCUAUAACAAUUUGGCAAUGGCUCAGAUCAAAGUUGGAGCUUACGAUGCUGCAUUGCAGUCCGUGGAACAUGUGCUACGUUGCCAGCCCAAUAACCCCAAGGCCCUAUAUCGCAAGGGCAGAGUGCUCGAGGGCAAGAAUGAUACGCAAGGGGCAAUCAAGCUGUUGCAGAAGGUUGCGACACUGGAGCCGGAUAAUAAAUCUGUACAAUCAGAUUUGGCUAGACUCUUUAUAAAGGCACGCCGAGAUGAGCACAACGAAAAAGAAAUGUACCAGAAAAUGUUAGGUCAAGCUAAGAAAAUGGAGCAAAAGACCAAUGUUCGACAGAAAACACCCUUGGUAGAUAAUUCAAAAUUAAAACUAAUCGGAUUUUUAAUGGGCACCAUUUUAAUAGGAGUUGCUGGUGUAGCUAUUUACCGCUACAAGUACUGAUCAGGAUAAAAAUAAAGUAUAUUUUGCAAGUCGGUACUUUAAGCAAUUUAUAAUGCAUUUUAAAGAAGGAAACAUCUAUAUAUCUAUGUCAAAAUUAUCAAUGUUGGAAAAUGGUUGCUUAUAGUGAUACCCUUUGAAAUGCACAGAGAACGAUUACUAGCACACUCAAAACAGUAACCAUAAGUUAAGAGAUUAGAUAAAAUUCAACAAUUUAUUGCAAAUAUAUAUAUAUAUAUACAUGUGUGUAUAUAUGUAUAUAUAUAUUACAAUUACAAAGCCUUUUGAAAACAAACGAUGUAACAUCGAUUCAGAUUUAACCCAAAAUAAAAUUGAUCAAGUAUUUAUAAGUCAAA
Molecule: messenger RNA, 1756 nt
Organism: Drosophila hydei
Lineage: Eukaryota; Metazoa; Arthropoda; Insecta; Diptera; Drosophilidae
Product: peptidyl-prolyl cis-trans isomerase FKBP8
Exons: 7
Coding region: 189-1403 (404 amino acids)
Molecular function (GO): protein binding; peptidyl-prolyl cis-trans isomerase activity
Source: RefSeq, a predicted model, not a curated record